This is a messenger RNA of Scophthalmus maximus (turbot), 3726 nucleotides long. RefSeq names its product kelch-like family member 8 (gene klhl8). Lineage: Eukaryota; Metazoa; Chordata; Actinopteri; Pleuronectiformes; Scophthalmidae. The transcript has 13 exons. The record is from RefSeq and is a predicted model, not a curated record. The coding region runs from base 157 to 2001 and encodes 614 amino acids. Gene Ontology annotation, molecular function: protein binding.
GACAAUAAAGAAAGUCGAAGUCUAAGACAGACAACCGACGGGUCUCAAUUUGGGACAAAACAAGUGGCCAGCUGUGUUUGAACCGCACACUUUGAUUUUAGUUUUCUCAUUUUGCUCGUGCAGCCGCUGCUCAGGUGUUGUUUCCUGUAGCCAGCUAUGGCACCAGGGGACGUGGUGCCAGACCAUGCCAAGCAACUGAAGACCAAGGAGAAGCGGCCGGUAAACAGGGCACCGAAAGCAGACUGUGAGCCCGACGGCUCCUUUGUCUUCGAGGCCCACGAGGCUUGGAAGGACUUCCAUAACUCGCUCCGGCACUUCUACGAAGUGGGGGAGCUAUGCGACGUCACACUGAAGGUUGGCAGUAGGUUGAUACCAUGCCACAAGCUAGUGCUGGCUUGUGUCAUUCCUUACUUCCGCGCCAUGUUCCUGUCAGAGAUGUCAGAGGCCAAACAGGAACUGAUAGAGAUCAAGGACUUUGAUGGAGAUGCCAUCCAGGACCUGGUGCACUUUGCUUACUCCUCCAAGCUCACACUCACUGUGGACAAUGUCCAGCCUCUGCUUUAUGCUGCCUGCAUCCUUCAGGUGGAGUUGGUGGCGAGAGCCUGCUGUGAGUACAUGAAGGCCCACUUUCACCCCACCAACUGCCUGGCGGUUCGCACUUUUGCGGAGAGCCACAAUCGCGUGGACCUGAUGGACAUGGCCGACCGCUACGCCUGCGAGCAUUUCACCGAGGUCGUGGACUGCGAGGACUUCACAUGCGUGUCUCCCCAGCACUUACGCACGCUGUUGUCCUCCAGUGAGCUCAAUAUCCACUCGGAGACGCAGGUGUACAAUGCGGCAGUGAAGUGGCUGAAAGCAAACCCGCAGCACCACGAGGCCUGGCUGGACCAGAUCAUGUCUCAGGUGCGCCUGCCCCUGCUGCCUGUCGAGUUCCUGACCGGAACCGUGGCCAAGGACGACAUGAUCAAAGGUAACUUGAGCUGUCGUGACCUGAUGGAUGAAGCCAGGAACUACCACCUCCACCUCAGCAACAAGGUGGUGCCUGACUUUGAGUAUUCGAUCCAUACCAUACCCCGGAAACACACUGCAGGGGUUUUGUUCUGUGUGGGCGGCCGGGGGGGCUCGGGCGACCCGUUUCGCAGCAUCGAGUGCUACUCUGUCACCAAGAACAGCUGGUUUUUCGGGCCUGAAAUGAACAGCAGGCGGCGUCACGUGGGUGUGAUAUCUGUGGGAGGAAAGGUUUAUGCUGUCGGGGGCCAUGACGGUAACGAGCACUUAGGCAACAUGGAGAUGUUUGACCCCCUCACCAACAAAUGGAUGAUGAAAGCGUCGAUGAACACCAAGAGGAGGGGUAUAGCCCUGGCAGCUCUUGGAGGUCCUAUCUAUGCCAUUGGAGGCCUGGACGACAACUCCUGCUUCAACGACGUGGAGCGCUACGAUAUUGAAAGCGACUGCUGGAGCGCCGUGGCUCCGAUGAACACGCCCAGAGGAGGAGUGGGAUCUGUGGCGCUGGGGAGUUUUGUGUACGCGGUGGGAGGCAACGACGGUGUGGCGUCGCUCUCCAGCGUGGAACGGUUCAACCCCCACCUAAACAAAUGGAUUGAGGUCAGCGAGAUGGGCCAGCGGCGGGCCGGGAACGGAGUCAGCAAACUGAAUGGCUGCCUCUAUGUUGUGGGUGGUUUUGAUGACAACUCGCCCCUGAGCUCAGUGGAGAGAUUCGACCCACGAAUGCACCGCUGGCAAUACGUGUCGGAGCUGACUACCCCGCGCGGUGGAGUCGGCGUCGCUACUGUCAUGGGAAGAGUGUUCGCGGUCGGGGGCCACAAUGGGAACAUCUACCUGAACACAGUGGAGGCUUUUGAGCCUCGAAUGAACAGAUGGGAGCUGGUGGGUUCGGUGUCUCACUGCCGCGCCGGCGCCGGAGUUGCCGUCUGUUCGUCUCACGUCAGCAAGAUCAGGGACGUCGGCCAGGGCUCCAGCAACGUGGCCAACUGUAUGUGACCGCCGCUCCGCUCAUCACCAGGUGACUUGACUGCCGGCUCACUGUCAGAUCCCAUCAAUCACUGCACAGGCACACGACACAAAGCACACAGACGGUGAACGAAGCGAUUGCACCCGGCAACAUUGUUACUGUCGACACUGUCCGACCAUCAGCCGCAACCGGUCGAGGCUGAUGUUCAAUUUGCACUCUGAGGAACAUUAGAGAGAUUUCACUGACUUCAGGUGCACAUCUGACAAAUCUGAAGUCCUCUCUGACACAUUCAAGACAUUAUUCUUGACCCGUGCUGGUGAUAUUUGCAAUCAGUGAUGUAGUAUUUUUGUACUGUAUUUUUCUUUUUUGUUGGACUGACUUGACUUAGUUUUGACUUAAAAAAAAAUAAAAUAAGGGAAAGUAGAAUCUGAGCCUAGUAUUUACCGCUAACCUCACGAGAGUGAGAGGUGAGCUUUGAUUCAAAACUACUAGGUCACUUAACCGUUCACAUGAUAAUAAUAAUAAAUGAAAACAAUCCAGAUGAUUUCUGUCUAAGAGGAUCUCUGGAUUCCUCUUUGGCUGUACCGUUGUUUUCUUUAUCAGGAGAGAAAACAUUCAUACUGGAUUCAACACCUAGUUUGCAUUGCAGCGUGUGACAACUAAAAGCGUGUGACACUAAACAAUUCUCAUCCGUCAAUGUCAAAUAGGAUGCUAAGAUGUCAAAAUUUAUAUUUCCAAGAUUCCCUGUGAUCUUUUAUUCCCAGGGCAAGUGAAAGCAUCCACAACGGCAGUUGUGACUCUGAAGGUAAAUUUCAGAACUGUGCUAUAAGCCGGAUCUGACUGCAAUCGUGUGCGAACAAUCAUUUUAAGGCUGAUUUGGGACAAAUCAGUUGCUGCAUCGGAGGCGAGGAAUUUAUCUGAUGCAAGUGCCAAACACAAAAAAACAAAAAAGUGCGUCAGCUGCUUUUAGUUCAACCUCAGGUUUAAGAAAGGUUUGACAGCUAAAUGCGUGAGAGUGAAGGACUGAUCAGAGCAAUACGGUGCACCUCUCCAGUUCUUUUUUCCAGUUUACAUUAUUGUGUUGAGAUCUGUUCAAACUGGACGGGCAGCAGAUUUUCACAUUUUUAAGAUUUGCGUUUGACGAUAGCUGGACUGUCAGUAAUCCAAGUCGGGAGUUUUCACGUGUUUGAGAUUCAGCUAAGGUUCGUCUCUGCCGAGGUUCUGUUAUAUUUUAAUAUAUGGACGUUUUUUGUAAAAUAAAAUGGGGUUUAUCUUUGGUAUUAUUCUUUACAACAUUAUCUAAUCCAUUGCUGUGCACUAUUUUCCUAGAAUAGAUAUGAAGUCCGAGUAUAUUUUUGUCCCUAAAUGGAAAGUUUCACAUUAUGAGUUUGAAGAUGUUUAUUUAUCACUCAUUCUUAUAUCUGCCAUAUCGAAGAAGAAAAACAAAGUAAUAAUUUCUGGCAACCGUUUUGAUUUUCAGGAUGACUAUAAACAAAAACUAUAAAUGGUUUAUACUAGAAGUAUAGAUAUAAUUGCACAAUUUGUGUCCAACGGUUAUUAAUACUAUCAAUAGUUUCUACUCCAAAACUGACGUUGCUGCCAACCUCGUUGGCAAAUGAGCCGGAUGCCUAGUCUUUUGUAAAGUUUUUCUGUACUUCGUGUUGUUCUUCCUCCUCUUGGCUGCUUCCUCCUUGUGCUUUUUAUUCACACGGUAUUGAUAUAAAUUGGUACAAUAAAGUUCUGUGUAAAGUUCA